This is a messenger RNA of Adineta ricciae, 963 nucleotides long. Lineage: Eukaryota; Metazoa; Rotifera; Eurotatoria; Adinetida; Adinetidae. The record is from the annotation of a GenBank genome assembly.
AUGGCCUCAUUCGACCUUGUUGUUCACUUCGAACAUUGGCAAUAUCUUCUGAAUAUCAACACCAAUGAAACUCUUACCCAGCUCAAGAAUCAAAUCGGGUUAACCUGUGGCAUUAAUCUUAAUAAUGAAGAGUAUGUUCUCGAGAUCUUCGAUGAUUGCUUUGGCCAAUAUGUAGUUUUCACUCCUCGAUAUUUGACUGAGCUGUACAAAGAUAUACCGACAACAGCAAACAGAAGAUUCAACGCUCGACUCAGAUCACGAUAUUCAAAUGACGUGCCGUCACAAGUGCCUAUUCAGUCUCCCAAUUGCACGAUCGUUUGGCUGGAUGAAUAUAUCGGUCAACAACAGGAGCACAAAAUGCUCAUACAAAAGUUCUGUUUGGGAUUAGAUGUUAAGGAUGAUGAUUACUUACCUGCAGAAUCGUUGAAUAAAUUUGAUAAUUUAACGCUAUGGAAAAGAAAGCGAUGGGAUACCACUCUACAGAUUUUCAACAAUGUUGAAGAGUGUUACAGAUUUGUGCGUACGAAUAUCGCGCUGACUUCUAUCUUCUUCGUGACUUCUAGCAACCUCGGUCGUCUUAUUAUGCCAUCCCUAAUUGACCAAGUACGCGGCGUAUACGUACUUCGUUCGGAUGUAGAGGAGAAUCUCGAAUGGUUGUUCGAUUAUCUGGAUUGUUCAUGCAGUGUUUUAUUCUUCGAUCAUGAGAUCGAUUUACUAGCACGUUUAGCUCGUGAUAUAGCAAACUCUUGCAGUCGUUUCAUACACUACUUCGAAAACAGUAAAACUUUGAAAAAAAAGAAAAGAUGGCUGAAGAAGCACCACAAAAUAAUGGGACAUGCGAUUGUUGCGAAUCUGGAGGAUGGUGGUCAUGGCAACCUGGAAACACGGAAUGUGGCGGGUGUGGACAUUCUUAUAGUUCCCAUAGUUGAACAUGAUGAUUCAAUAAUCCCAAAUCCACUAUAA